This is a messenger RNA of Stegostoma tigrinum, 309 nucleotides long. RefSeq names its product somatostatin-like. The record is from RefSeq and is a predicted model, not a curated record. Lineage: Eukaryota; Metazoa; Chordata; Chondrichthyes; Orectolobiformes; Stegostomatidae. The coding region runs from base 1 to 309 and encodes 102 amino acids. The transcript is spliced from 2 exons.
AUGUGGUGCAGCCGAGCUCAGUGCGCCCUCGCCCUGCUCUCCAUCGCUCUGGCAAUGCUGAGUGCGGGCGCCGCUUCCACAGCCGACAGGUACCGCGAACUCCUCCAGACAUCCGUGGCUGCCGCAGAGCCCCGGAGUAAAGCGGAACUGUCCAAAAACAAUCUUAUCCACUUGAUCUCGGAGCUGGGCCACGACGAGAACGAAACCUUGGAUGGGCAGGAUUUGCCAGAGAAGCGGAGCAACGUUCAGAAUCCACCAGUCGCACCAAGAUCGACUGAUACGGACUGCGUUAACUUCGCCAAGUGUUAA